UAAUUAUUUAUCCCAAUCUGUGUAUCACAAACCACAUUCAGCCUCAGUUAACUCAAACAUAGAACCAGCAAAAAGUACUUUCAAUUUUGAUAAAUUCAGUUUCAGUUUUCUGCAUUACAUUUUGGCCAGAGAUUCUUUCUCAGGAUGGAGGACUAUUCCCGAGAGCCAUGUCCCCAGCGCAUUGUCGACGACUGCGGUGGAGCCUUCGCCAUGGGCUGCAUCGGUGGUGGGGUCUUCCAGGCCCUGAAGGGCUUCCGGAACGCGCCGCAAGGCAUUGGGCGGCGGUUUGGCGGAAGCAUCACGGCCGUGAAGACCAAAUCACCGGCGAUAGCUGGAAAUUUUGCUGCGUGGGGCGUCAUCUUCAGCGUGGUGGACUGCAGUCUGGUCUACAUGCGACAGAAAGAGGAUCCAUGGAACUCGAUCAUUAGUGGAGCCGUUACCGGAGGCGUCCUGUCCGCCAGGAAAGGCAUGGCUGCCAUGACCGUAAGUGCCAUCAUUGGGGCCACCAUGCUCAGUCUCAUCGAGGGUGUGGGUAUCCUGUCCACUCGCCUCUCGGCGGAUCAUUUCCGGAAUGCUUCGCCGACAACUGUGGAUUCCUCGCCGGACUUUGCAUUUGCCGGUGUUGGGCAGGCCAAUGCCUCUGCUUAAAUUAAAGUUUUUUUGAAAAGUUUUUAGCUCAAAAACACAGAGUUUUGUAAGUAAAAAAAACAAAUAGAAAUCUUUAAAAAUUCAAUAUGAUAUGGAAAAUAAAUGUAUGUGUGCAUUUCAA
Drosophila kikkawai is the source of this 769-nucleotide messenger RNA. NCBI's taxonomy places the organism in Eukaryota, Metazoa, Arthropoda, Insecta, Diptera, Drosophilidae. The record is from RefSeq and is a predicted model, not a curated record.